Molecule: messenger RNA, 20181 nt
Organism: Acanthoscelides obtectus
Lineage: Eukaryota; Metazoa; Arthropoda; Insecta; Coleoptera; Chrysomelidae
Source: the annotation of a GenBank genome assembly
UCCACCGCCGACUGGGAUCGAAACGGACCGAUCCAGGCGUUCGGUUUCAGCAAGCCAGCGCUGCCACGUACUAAUGAUGGAUCAAUAAACAAAUCUGUGGUGCCCACAAAAUACUAGUAUUUAACGCCAAAUUGUUGAAAAAAUUGUGAUAUUAAGUAUUCUCAUUUGCAUAUGUGUGAUAUAAACACUAAACUUUUUACCUGUGAACUCGUACAGUGCGCAUUCGAUAAUCACGUCUGUGUGUUUAUGGAUCGUUCAACCCCACUCUCCUAGCACAAGUUCCGCUGGUUGUUCUUCUGGCGUCCAUAUUUGUGCAUCUCUGGCUGGCCAGACUGAGAUAUGGAGCACUAGUUGAGAUGCGCGCCCCUCCCCCCUCCGAGCCGAAAUCUACUACUACAACUAAUAAUAAUAGUAAUAAUCAAUUUCCUACCUACCAAGUGCCUGAAGAGUCAGCCAUGAGGGGCGGCGCUUCACCAUCACCACCCCCAGUACAAGUGAAUGGGUGGGAUAGGGGGGCCAGAGCCGACCUCCCUCUACCUACCCCAAGACGCCUUCCUUCUACCUCCCUCGUGUGCACACAACGAGAUGGACAAGGAGGCGAUCAGUCUGUGAUAAACGGCUCAAGUUGCCCUGCCACCCAGGUGGGCAACUCUAACGUUAGGAUGACGAUGCAAUCUGUGACCGAAAACAAUUGUCUUCUGAACUCUGUUACCGUACCAAAAAUACAACGUAUAACUGAUGAUGUAGCCCACAAUAAUUAUAAUAACAGUAGCUGUAAGUUAGGUAGUAGUAAGUUUGGUGCUUUACCUCCCGGACGAGACAUUCCCAACCAAAAGGCUGAUGACUUCUAUGAACUGCAGCAUGAUGUGUUCGACGAUGGCGACGAUAACCUCAAUGCACUGAAACUAACUGGCGCCAUUUCCACAAUGAUGACCACGACUAAAGACAAGGAUGAAAUCAAAACCUUAAAAAAUGACAACAACGAGGAAGAUUUGACCAAAGCGAUGAAAACGACUACAAAGACGCGCACAAUCGAAGGGGACUGCGUCCCCGUGCCCCCACUAAGGCUGAGAGGCGGCGGCGAGAGCAGCCUCAGCACUGGUACAUCAGGAUGGGGUACGCCUCCCUCUCAACAGGCCAAUAAUAACAAUGCAAAUAACAGUAGCGGCUGGGGCACCGCUAAUCCUGCCAAUCCGAACAACACCGGUACUCACCAGUGGAAUAACAAUGCUAAUCGACCACCGACAUCAAACCAAAACCAAGCACAAGAUGGCAAUAAAACGGCUUCCACGAACCAGCAACAACCGGCCACAUCCCAGUCGAACAACAAUCUCGGCUGGGGCCAACCCCCCAAUGCCAAACCGGGCGGCAACUUGCAGGGCAACUCUAUACAGGGCGGUAACAACCCACAGGGUGGCAAUGCUCCCGGUAACAACCCGGGGGCGGUCAACACCGGCCCCCCAGGCAACAAUCCGGCCAACGGGGCCAAUAACAACGGACCUCCGGCGGUCAACAAUACCAAGCAACAGUUGGAGCAGCUGAAUAGCAUGAGAGAAGCAAUAUUUAGUCAGGACGGGUGGGGAGCGCAGCAUGUAAACCAAGACACUGCCUGGGACAUCCCCUCGAGCCCCGAGCCCCAGAUGAAAAUGGAUGGUACUGGUGGAGGACCGCCUCCAUGGAAACCGACCGUGAACAAUGGGACCGAGCUGUGGGAGGCGAACCUGCGCAACGGGGGCCAACCACCGCCACAACCGCAGCAGAAGACGCCUUGGGGACAUACACCAUCUACCAAUAUCGGAGGUACCUGGGGUGAAGAUGACGAUGCUGAUAGCUCCAACGUCUGGACUGGAGUUCCUAACAAUCAACAACCAUGGGGUGCUGGAGCCAAUGCUAACAAUGGACCGUCUAUGUGGGGUGGUGCAGGCAGCAACAACGGUAACGCCGGCAACGCUGCUGGUGGUGGCGGAGGCAGCGGCUGGGGAGAUCCGCGAUCUGCCGACCCUAGGGGCCCUGGAGGCCCUAACGCAGGGGGCGGCGGCCCUAACAACGACCCCAGGGACGUACGAACCGAACUCGGCAAAGCGAUCACCGCCGCUGCUAUGGCAGCCGCAUUCGGCACCGACAUGCGCGGUCUGUUGGAUCCCAGGGAGCACGUCAGGCAGAUGCAGCAGCAAGGCGGCGAUAUGAGAGGAGAUCCCAGAGGCAUAACCGGUCGCUUGAACGGCGCCGGUGCAGAGGCAUUCUGGGGCGGCGCGGCUCCUCACGCCGCAGCUGCAGCAGCAGCCCAACCUAUGCACCAUCACGGCGGCAAAGUGGGCGGACCAGGAGCACCUGGAGGUGGAGCUGGCAGCGGAUGGGAGGAGCCAUCGCCCCCAGCACAGAGACGUAAUGUGCCCAAUUAUGAUGACGGGACAUCGCUAUGGGGCAACCCGCAGCAGGGUUGUUCCCACUGGAAGGACCUUCCCAGCGGUGCCGGCGGCAUGGGCCGACCUGGCAACGUAGCGGCAGCAGCAGCUGCAGCGGCUGCGGCAGUUGCAGGCGGUGUUCCCCCAGGAAUGGCGCAGUCACGCCUGAAACCAGACGGCAGCUCAGUGUGGGGCGCCGGCAGUCGCGCGGGAGGCGGAGGAUGGGGCGAUGACAUGGGCCCAGGUGGAGGCGGUGGACCAGGUGGAUGGGAUGACCCAACUGCGGCUGCAGCUGGAGGCUGGCCACCAAAGCAAAAAAUGGUUGGAGCAGGUGGUGCAGGUUGGGGUUCCGGUGGUGGGGACGCAGACGUAGAUUGGGGACACAAGCCACCCACUAAGCCUCAGCUCACCAAGGAAAUGGUGUGGAAUUCUAGGCAAUUCAAGAUGUUAGUCGACAUGGGACACAAGAAAGAAGACGUGGAGAACGCUCUGCGCAUCCGCGACAUGAACUUAGAAGAAGCAUUGGAUCUCUUGAGCCCGAUGCGCAACUCAAGAGACGGAGGAUGGAGCCGAGGACACAUUGACGAUCAUUACGAUCAUCCUCCGUUCGCGCCUGGGCAGAGGUUCCCAGCUGGGCCUGGAGGACAGCUGUCAGGAUACCCGCCGGGUGCCUUCCCAUCGGGUAACGCCCCCAACAUCCUGAACAACAUGAACAGCUCCACGGGUGCAGCGAACAAUUCGCUAAUCAACAAUAUCUCCCCUGCGGUGAUGCAGAAAAUGCUGGCUCAGGGCGGAGGCGGCGGUACCGGCGGGGGCGGGUCGCAAGGAUUCGGCGCUGCUUCCGCAGCGGCCGCAGCCGCCGCGGCUGCGGCGGCGGCUGGCAGAAGCAUGCAGCCACAGAUGCAACCGUCCACGCAGCAGCUGAAAAUGCUCGUGCAGCAGAUACAGAUGGCCGUGCAGGCUGGAUAUCUCAAUCAUCAGAUUCUCAAUCAACCACUAGCUCCUCAAACCCUAGUGCUUCUCAAUCAACUAUUACAGCAAAUCAAGACACUGCAACAACUGAUCAAUCAGCAGUCGAUCGCCUCGGCGCAUUCGAUCAAUGGCAAGCCAAACAACGCCUUCAUGCAAUGCUCCGUACUCAUCACAAAGACCAAACAACAGAUUGGAAAUUUACAGAACCAGAUUGCUGCUCAACAAGCGAACUAUGUGAAACAGCAGCAACAUCAGAACAAUAUGGGUGGUGCCUACGACUUCAAAACGAAUACAAUGCACGAUUCAAUCAAUGCACUGCAAAAUAAUUUCGCCGAUCUCGGCAUCAACAAGGACAACCAAGUGAACCAACAACAAUCGAGACUGAAUCAAUGGAUUAACAAAGAUAAAGAGGAUGGCAGCGAUUUUAGCAGAGCUCCGGGUUCUAGCUCUAAGCCAAUGACUACUUCGCCUAAUAUUAAUCCUCUGGGACUGAAUCCUACUGAUGGGUUGAAUUACAGCCCAUGGUCUAGUGGCCGCGCUGGAGGAGACACCGGUUGGCCGGAUUCGGGGGCCGGAGACGCAACUGGCGACGUCAAGGACGCAGCACAGUGGUCCACAGCCACACAACCCUCCCUGACUGAUCUUGUACCUGAAUUUGAACCUGGAAAACCGUGGAAGGGUAAUCAGAUCAAAUCGAUCGAAGACGACCCCAGUAUUACGCCGGGUAGUGUGGUGCGUUCCCCGUUGUCGAUCGCCACGAUCAAAGACAAUGAAUUGUUCAGCAUGAACCCCAGCAAAAGUCCGCCGGCAACCGACGGCAUACAGUCGCUCAGUCUCAGCUCAUCGACGUGGAGUUUCAACCCACCAUCUUCAUCUUCCAGUUCCUUCACCAGCCCACAGGGCGGUAAGCUGCCGACAUCGAAAGGUGGCCUGGUCGACCUGAACCCCUCGACGGCAGUCACCAGCGAGCUGUGGGGCGCUCCGAAAUCGUCUCGCGGCCCCCCGCCCGGUCUGUCCGCCAAAGGAGGUACCGCUUCCCUCGCUAAUGGCUGGACUGCGGCCUCGUUGGGUGGGGCAGUACCAUGGGGCGGCGGCGCAGCUACCGGACAACGGGGUUCCGGCAGCUGGGGCGGAUCCUCACCGUGGUUGUUGCUCAGGAACCUUACUGCACAGAUUGACGGCUCUACUUUGCGUACACUGUGUAUGCAACAUGGACCUCUAUUGUCUUUCCAUCUCUACUUGCAUCAGGGCUUCGCUCUUGCCAAAUACUCAACACGCGAAGAAGCUAUCAAAGCUCAAACCGCACUGAACAAUUGCGUUCUCGGCAACACGACCAUCCUGGCCGAGAACCCCACCGACUGGGAUGCCAGCGCCCUCUUGCAGCAAGUUGCUAGCCAGCAGGGCGCAGGCUCGGGCGCCGGCGGCUGGCGCGGCUCCGGUGCCGCCUCUAACGCAGGGGGUCCCAACAAGCAGUCGGCCCCCGCAGCACCAGUGUCCACGACAGACACCUGGGGCACCGGCUGGCCCAAUAACCCUUCGGCGGCCAGCCUUUGGGCCCCGCCCAUGGACAGCUCUGACGCCCAAAGGGGCACGCCGUCCAGCCUUAAUUCGUUCCUGCCCAACGAUCUACUUGGCGGAGAAUCGAUGUAAGCGAGUCAACAUUUUUCAAAAAAGUGCCGUGAAAGUUGUUUUAGAAACGUUAACGAGGGCAUGCUUGAGUUUAACCCGCAAACGUAUCAUAAAUCACAAUAUUUAUCAUAAGGCUACUCAAAUAAACGAUGAGAUCAUGAAUAUCUACAGGGCAAGUCUAAAACACUUUACUGAAAUGUCUUCACUUUUAAUGAUUGAGUUAUUCUAGAAAAAUUCAACUUUUACUAUGAAAAACUAUGUCCCAAAGCACAAUUUUAUCGAUCAAAAUAAAAAUGUUUGUAAUAUUGUGAUUAUAUUUGACUAAUACCAAAAAUAACGCAGCGCCCAAGCAUGUCGACGUGACCGUUAAAUUUUGAUCGAUCUGCUGUGGAUUUUUUGAAAAAAAUAGGUAUUGUACCAGCAGAAAAGAUUAUAUACGCGUAUUUCCUGUGUAAUUUUUUCAUAAUGUGAAUUGCGAUUUACAUUCUGAUUACAAUCACUAUCAUAUGACAUUAUUUGCGAAUAUAUUUUUGUACAUUUUGUAAUAUUGGCGAUACUUUCAUUCAUAGAACGAAGGUUUUUAAUUGUACGUAAGGGUACGCAAUAUCUUCUUUUUUGCGAAGCUGGUUGAGUCCAGACAGAUCAGAAAAUCGCUUUUAUGGAGUUUAUAGUAUAUUAAUUGGCUAGGAUCAAUUUUGAUGAUAUUUAUUGUAUUAUAGCACAUUUUUUAUUGUUAUUUGUAAAAAGGUGUAUUUCUAUUUUUAAUUUUUACGGUGAUUUAUCUAGUUGUUGUUUUAGAAGCUGAAGUUUUUUUUUUAUUUUCACGCAGACUAGGUCAAACUUACAAAAUAUUCAAAACGGAUUAAUUGGCGGUUUUAAUUUAUUAUAUUAGAAUAUUUUUGUUUCGGGUAGUAUGAUUUUCAUAUAUAUUUUCUUCCCAAUAUUACGGAAACGACCUGAAAAAAAAGAUGGUAUUUUUGUUAUAAGACUUUUAGAUGAUUGAAACACGUAAGGGAUUUCCAGAGACUCGACUUUAAGAGACUGCCAGAAGCGUUUCUUUGUUUUCCAUUUAGUCCCAAAACCAAUAAAAUACUUCUCGUAAAUCGUUCUGCUCACAAAAUACACUUCACGUUCAACCUCAGUCAUGUGCAACUGCAUACAUUUUCAAAAAACUGUUUUGUAAUGUACCUGUGUUUACAACGAACCAUUAAAUGGUUAUCCUGAAGCAGUUACAAGAAAUUGCAUAAUACAUCACAGUAUUUAUAAACAUUCAAACAAAUAUACCCCUCACAUGAAAAGUUCUUGGCAUAACAUUAAGGCAGAGACCAAGUUUUCCAAAAUUGUCAAUCUGACGUUUCCAAAUGUAGUUUUUAUAACUCGAAAUGUUUUAAGUCUGCACUGUUAGAGACUUGUAGCCUUUAUUAGUGAUAUUUAGGUGUUUAAUAAGCAACAUGUGAUCUUUAAACUGCCAGUCGAGAGAUUUUUAACUAGCAUUUUGUGCCAUUUUUAGAUAGACUUUGAAAACCAUCCGCGGACCUAAAUCCAUACAACAAAUUGGAUCAGAUUGCUUUUUUAUUAAAUCCAUUAAACACAUUUAUUAAAAUCUACAGAGCUAAUAUUUAAUUGUAUACACGACUUACCUGACUGGAAGACCCUGCAAACAUUUCAAAUUCUGUUCGAUAGGGAAGUAGAGUUAGAGCAAGGAUAGUUUAUCCAACGUUGGCAACUUAUGCAGUGAAGAUGAUGUGCGGUUUUGCUUGGAGGGUGAAUUUUGUGAGCUUAUCGUAUUGGCGGAUAUUUCAUUCAGUGUAUUUUGGGACGGAUUGAUUUUUACACGCUCAAUUUUGUGAACGCACGUGACAUUAAUCAAGUAACCCAACUAGUCGCAAUCAACAAGGUUAUAUAAAGUAUAUUAUAUAAUAAUAUAUGUAUAUGUGACCACACUCAUUUAUUAGUUCGCUAUUUAAGUACUGUCUAGAUUUGUUCUCUCAUAUUUAGAUAUUUUUCCUAUAUAAUAUAUAUAUAUAUUAACAAUAAUUAGUAUAUUAACGUUGUUUUUAAUGAUUUAACGUCGUACCUAAGUUGUUUUGUAUGUGUUUGGUUUUCUCCCCAGUGUAGUAAAAAAUUCGUCGUUUCAACGCACACAUUCCUGCGACCGGUGUUCAUUUUUUCUGUUGAAAAUUCCUUUUAUGAAGGGAUGUGUGUCGUGGAUAACGCGGCGAUGUUUGUUAACCCCCGCAUAACCUGUGAUCUCUGAUUCCUUAUAUAAUAUAUAUCAUGUAAAAUUACACAUACAAAAAAUAAUAAUUAUCGUAAUAUUGUUAUUUGAAUAAAAAAGCGCGUUCGUCAUGAGAUGCCGCCUGAAAAAAAUAACACCACACAAUCAGUUUUAGACUGCACGCUGUAUGAAGUAUUCUUAAAUAAAUUUAGUAAUAACAAUAUUAAUAUCGUUCUAAUUAUUAAAGUUUAUUAUAUACCUAUAUAUAUAACUGUUUUCUGUGUACUAUAAUAAUGUAUGUUAGCCAUAGAUUCUUUCGAAUAUGUUAUUCUUAGUCCAUAAACUGUGAUUACUGUUCUUACGGGAGGUAGCAGAUGAAAAAUUUUAGCAGAAGAAAGGUUGAAUUCGGAAUAAAAAAUACCCAGUCAGAACGUACAAUCACACGCAGACGCCGUGUUAACGUGGUGUUCAUGAGAUAUCGAUUUUUCUAUAGCUAACAGUGUGAGUGAGAUACGUAUAUCGAAUGGAUUUGAAGCGGCAUGAAUUUCUUUUUUAAUGUGCGGACUACCGCGUAGAACAAGGGCAAAUGGAAAUAUCUAGUUUAGGGUUGUAUCUAGUUCACGAAAGCGGAAACACAAAAUAAUGGUAAUAAGGUCAGACCUUGCUUUCAAACUACACUUUCAGGUUUAUUGAUAUUAGACUGAUAAAGGUACAUUAUUUGACAACAUUGAAUUGUGAUAUCAAACAUAUGGUGCUAGACUUGCAGAUACCACUUGAUGAACAGCAUUUACCAAGUAUCCUGUUUGAUACGGGCAGUUUUAUAUUUACGAAUCUAUAUCAGAUGUUUUGUUUUUCCGCUAAAAUGUGAAUUCUGCCAUGACUGUGAGAUUUUUCUAAUACUUGCGGAAUAAGAUUGGCGGUAACAGUUUGAAAAAGUAUCACUUAAACUGGUGCUUUUUAUCAAAGUAUUUUCUAGUCUCUCGUUUUAAUUCAUAUUUAUUUUUCAUUUCCAUUUGCCUCUUUUUAAGUCUUAAACAAAACUAGUUAAAAAAUAAGACUGAAGAAUAGAGAUCUUAAAAAUUUUAUAAUUAUUAACGACAGUGCAUUUAUAGAGAAUUUUAGCGUGUUGCUUCACAUUAAAUCAGAAAUUCGAUCCACAAAGAUGACAUAUUUACACACAACUACCAACACUUGUAUUUUGAAAAACCGUAAUAAAAUUGUCCGUUCUAAGGAUAUAAAUGAUUUUGGGCUUCUUGAUCACCCAGUGCAGUAUCAUCAACUACUGAUUCAUGGUUAUUUCUAUAAUACAGCAGUGUCAUUUGAUAUGUCUUUGGGGAUUCUUGAGCCGUUCCAAGUUUUAAAGUACACAACUGUGCUGUGACUCUUAAGUGGCUUUUUUUCAAAAUAAGUAGAAAAUGAACAAAAAAAUUCGUGAAAGCUUUGGAGCUUGUAUACAUCUUUCGCGAUUUAUCAAGUUCAUCUCGAGAAACAAUUAUUUUCUUAAAGCGAAUUCAUAUCUAUUUAGUUGAACGUAAGAAUGAUGAGUGAAAACAAUGACAAAUAUCAAACGAAAAUGGAAAAAGCUUCUUCGUAGAACACUUGAUAAAUUGACGAAGGCGUACAUAAACGUGGUGCAAAGUGUGGUAUAGGUUACUUAGGGAGGAAAAGGUCACUUGCUUUAAUUUGGAUAUAUACAUAAAAAUAAAAGACUUUAUUUUAGACCUCUCUAGCAGCCUAACUGUAAGUUCCAAAUAGAACUUCUAAAUCUAGUAUCUAUUGCCAAUUUAAAUCUAGCUUUAGUCCAUAUUGCAUCGUUGUCUAAAAGUAUGGGACUUAUAUACAACCAACAUCAUCAUAUUUUGACAAAAACUCCAAUGUGUUUACUAAUUUGUAAAAAGUUUUCAUAGAGAAUGUGGUGUGUGUAUAUGUUCUGGAGGUAAAAGUUGGUGGUACAUCUUAUUAGUUCUUGGUGUUAGCAGAGUUGCCAUUAGUGAGGCAUUGUAGAUCUUAAAAAUUGGUGCCAAGAUUUAAUGUAAUUCAACGCGUUUUGUUGAUUGUGUCAAGCCUCGAGAACGUCCCUUAACUACACAUCCAAAAUCACCCUCCGCCGUAUGUUUCUAUGAAAAUUUUGAACAAACAGUUCAGCUACGCAUCAAAAUAAUUUGUAUACAAUACAUUUAUGUGCAAAAAGUGUGUUGUAAUUUGUUUUCUCGAUUUUAGUUUUUACUUCUUACAACUUUAAAUAGAACUUCGUUCAGUAUUUAGAUAGUUGAGUGGGAUUCUAUACACCAUAAUUUUAGGCAACUCUGUACAUAUAGAUAUUGAUAUUAAAAAUUAGUAUUUUAAGAGUUUGGUAAUAGGGGUAUAUUGUUUCAUGUUGUGUGUUCUUAUAUAAUGACAACCACUCUGAAUGGGACAUUUAACUCGGUGUAUUGAGUAAAUAGAAACACAAGGGCAUCAUCAUUCACUAUCGAUGAAACUCCCUAAGUGUAAAAUCUUUAGAUGCAGUCUGUGUAUGUAUAUUUGCCAUAAUAAUUGACAUGUUUUGACGGAAGGCAAUGAUUGAGGUAUACGUCAAUCUAAAAUAAAUCCAAGAAUUUAGACUUCUAGAAUAACAAGCACCAAAAGCUAUAGAGAAAUUCUUUUAUUUAAUCGAAUUAUCAUAAGAUAUUUUUGACUAACGAAAAAUAGUUUUAAGUGAAUAUAUAUUUAUCGAGUAGACGAGUAAAACAGUGUAUACAUGCUAGUUUUUUGGCCUGAUCCAUUUGCCACUACUUUGGUAAAUGUUUUUAGGACAUGAUAAAAGCACUGAUGCAUAUUUUUGGACAUGUGUGAAAUAAUCAGGGUAGCUUGAAGCAGAAGUGUGAGCCUGCUGCUUUAACAUUAGGGCAAUGAAAAUACGUACUACCUACAAUUUUCGAAAUAACAAUAUCAAAUGUAUCAUUCCUCCAUAAUUCUAACUUCCCAAGUUGGUCCGUUUUACAUAUAUAAUUUCUAGUACCCUUCGCAUAUCAUUCUUAAAAAAAUUAGCAUAUCAAGUAAAAAUAUCUUAUUUUAAGUGAUGACAAAUAUUGUGGAGUUAGAUUCGUUUUCCUAUCAUUGUAAGAUCAUAUUGUCAAGAAAUUCUAGCUAAAAGAUUCACAAUGUCGCUAUUUCCUUGUUUGUUUCACAUAUAUCCAAACGUGCUCAGGUACACCAGUUGUAUUGAAUAAAAAUCUUGAAGGAUCCAGUACACUGUUGAGUCAUGUGCUUUCAGAGGCUUUAAGAUUUGCUGGUGUGUAACACUAAAGAUUCCUUAAUAGCUUUUGAGUCAAAUUCAUAUAAAGGGCAAUUAAAGUUAUUUUCAUUAUGAAAAUAAAAGCUUUGUUCCUUCAUUCCUGGUGAAUUUGAAUCGGCAACUAAAAUAUGCGUAAUUCCUACGUAGUAUGCUCAUCAGCAAUUGAUGUUUUGCUGAACCUGACCAUUGUGAUUUCACUUAUUUAACUUAUAUACAAGAUAGGACUGUGUGCAUAAAAAAUUAACUGUGGUUGAAACUCUUGAGUCGAAUGAUUCACCAAUGUUGAUUCUUCUGUGUCUGAUAUUAUGUACCUUCUCAGAAAAGUUAGACUUAGUAAUGAAUUAAUAAAAAAAAAAAUCCAAAAAAUACCUAGGUUGAGGCGCUCAGCUUUACAAAAUGUAGUGUUAGCAUUUGCGCAAUAAGUUCAUUCACUGACAAAAAUCCUUUGUAACAAGUGCUAUUCAAAAUAUAGAAAACUUUCGAAAUUGUGACAAAUGUAGCUCUAAAAUAUAACCUUCUCAUGAUUUGACGGUAUGAUUUAGUAUUUAUGCCUUUAUUCAAAAUUACGUACCUCAAAUGUAAUAAAUUGCAUUUCUUUCCAUUUAAACAUUUCGAAAGCUUCUGUAUUUUGCCAGGUACUUCACAUUAACUUGUACAUAUUGUAUUUUCCUGAUGAUACAAUCAAAUGAGGCGAAAUUAGACAACUAAUCAUGACACUGUUAAAGUGCUGAAAAGACCCACAAAAUGUUGCUUAGAGAUACGAGUUCAUCAUAUCCGAUCUCUUCGAAUAUCUCCAAAAUUGAAAUGCUUUGGAAACUUCAUAUCUUGGCGUGCAACAUAUGGAUAUGGUUUUUCUGCCAGGCCUUGGGGUUGUCUUACAUUGAUUGAAGUAUGAAUUAACGAAUAUGAAAAAUUGAUGUGACAAAAAGAUUAGAUCCCAACGUGCGUCUGGGUUUCUAGUCGGCGAGACCACAAAUCUCACCUGUUGUUACUGUGUAUGUGUAAUUAUUGGUCAAAACGCUCGAAAGGAAUACAAGACGUCAUAGGGAUUGCGUUCAAAAAAAUCGCUGUGCGACAAUAUUCACAAAUCAGAUCAAACAACAAAUUCAUUACCUGAUGGAACUUUGCAAUAUUAGCUUCAAUGAAACGUUUCUUUAUGAACGACACUUUUUUAAAAAUGAUAAAGAAAUACGUAAAAAUCUUAACGUGUCGAUACACAAGCCAGUUUGGAAAAUAAGGAAAAUACGACAAAGCGGAGAGAGGGGAAGGUCCUUGAUACAUCUUUGUGUCAAUCUUGGUGGACACUUUUCAGAAUUCACUGUUGACCUCUGUCCUUUAUGACAAACAUCAUGGAAUACUGAAGAAGUCUUGUUUAAGGAUGAACUAAAAAGCCCAUGAAAAGGAGACUGAGCUGAGACAAAAACUAAUAUGUCUUGCAAGUAUCUUAGUAUACAAUGGGAAAUUCAGAGUCGACUAAAAUUGAUACAAUGUCCGUCAGAGCCUCCCCAAAACACUAAAUAAUUAGCAUUUGAUUUAGGUUUACAGUAUUUGUGAUCUAAGUGCCACUUGCGUUUUCAAGUAUAUGUAUAAUCAUUCGCCACUGAACUAUAUAUAUAUAUCGUAUAUAUUACAGAUUAUAUUAUAUAAACUAUACAGUAAAUAGACGGCAUAUCCGCCUUAGACUAGGGUAAUUUUGGUGUUCGGUAGUUGUAAGAUUUACUGAGCUUAAAAAACCGUGGAAUGUAGGCCACUCGCGUUGGGGAAAAACCAAAUUAAUACUAAUUGCCGUAUCUUUCUUCCUUUUCACGCAGUCGCUUAGAUUCAACCAAAUUUUAUAGACAAACUGUCAAUGAAUCUAAAAAUUCGAUUCUUCAUAUUAUUGUACUUAGGGCGGUGUCCACACUGUGGAGCUCAAACGCUUCAAACAAUUUCGUCAUUCUGUGAGUUGCCCAGAGUACCUCAGAUCGUUAAAUUAUUAGCCGUAAAACUGACAAAAGGAGCACUAAUAAUUUUAUUGUUCCAUGUGGUCUUGAGACUAUGUACAUGGAGUAAGUUAAUUUCUCUUACAUAGCGAAAAUAAUAACGUGAUUGUGGAUUCUAUGACAGUUUGGUCUGUAUGUCGCUGGCAAUAUAUAUGUAUAACUACACUCUUUCAGAGGACUGGCUGUUUGUUAACCUUAAUAAAUCUAUGAUUAAGACUUUCAGAAUGCCAAAGUGUAACUAUGUGUGUUGACUUUCAAAAAAAUGGAAUGUUUUUUGUUUUUGAAGCUAUAUCAUUAUACCAUAAAUAUGCCAUAGUUACUGGACUCUUUUUAAGUUGAGAUAUUUUUAUUCUGGUUCACAUUCCUAUAAAUGUUCAACAUUCACAAGGUCACAUUAAAGUCUGCCAAAAGAAUAAUAUAUAUACUUUAACUAUUUUUAAAGAUAUUGUAGUGAUAAAUGAGGGAAAAAAAACGUUAUUUUUAUGAAUCGGCAAUAAAAUAUCUUUUAGGACUCUCUCAUUCGGUCCAUUUUGGUUUUAAUCAUUUCAAGUAUUGUCGCCGCAUUUUAAAAAAUCAAAUCCAAAUUCUUCCAAGAGGGACACUUAAAAUGGUUAAAACGUUGGAUUUUUACAGCAGAGCCCAACAACAUUUAUGAUGAAGCUGAAAUCGGAAAAAUUCCAAUGAUUCAGAUUGAAUUUUCGGAUUUGACUGAUCUGCCCGGUAAAAGUCGCCAUGACGUUGUACUUUUCUCUGUGUUCUAUCAUACUUUUCGGUGCGACGAGGGAUACAUAUUGUUUGAGAGAGAAAAAAUGGAACUGAAAACAGCAAGUGAAGUGAUUUGUGUUCUAUCCUAGCUGUGCCGCUUAACGAUUUCAAAAUCAUGGAUGUCGUUGAUCUCUACAGUAUCAAAAUUUUUCAUAUUUUCGUACGGAUUCUGUGAUCAGUGACCAGACUUGAUAAUAGCAGCACUAAUCUGACAUCUGAUCAUUGCAUAAAUAAGUAACUCAACAGAGAAGCAUUCGGGUGUCUGUUGACGUUUGGUAUGGUCUUGCCCGCAAUAUCUAAUGAUUGAAAUUGACGUGUGGGAGACAACGACGACAUUGUGUGCAAUUAUUACUAUCUCACUUCAAUAUACGGUAUCAAGACCAUCUUGACGUGAUUUGACUCGAUGUUUAUUCUACUUGCAAUAUCAAAUAGCGAAUAUCAGUGACAGUACAUAAUUUCUAUCAAAACACAACACAUACACGCCUGCCGCUUAUUAGAUGAAACAAAAUAGUAGCAAUGUUCACCAUAUUCAAUAAUACCAAAAUGAUGUGCCUCUUGACUAUUAUUGUUGUAUUAAACGUACAUAUAUAACAAUGAUAAAUCUCUUAAAAUUAAGGAAUAAAAGAACUCGUGACCUGCUUGGUCUCAUUAUCCCAUAUAAAUGUCGUACAGACCUAAGCUUUAAACUAAAUGUGAGGUAAAAGUAGUUUGAUAUUAACUUGGAUUAUUAUUUAUUCAGUUUGUAAUUGACGUCAAGAUGCCUUAAAGAAACUGAAUAAAUUCUCAUGUAUCCCGAAAGAAUUUUUUACAAUAUUUUUAUAGGACAAUUGAAUGAUAAAAACAAACUUGUAUGGAUAUAGCAUGAACCAUAGUCAGCCUACCAAAAAAAUUACACUGUCUGAUCUAAGUCUUAAAUCGGUUGGUGGGUAUAGUUUUACGAUAGUUUACUUAAAUUAAACAUAUUGUUACUUAAUGGCAGCAUUUUUGUCAAAUUAGUAUUACAAUAGUUGUGUCAUACAACGUGCAAUACUUUUUCCUCUUUAUUUCCAAGUAUUAUUUUUACCAAUUAUGCUUUCGUUUUCUAGUUUCUAAAUGUUGAGUGCAGUUUCGUUGGGUUUCUGAGAGAAAUAUAUUCAUAUUAUUAUCGGAAUGCCAAAGUAUGGCAAGGUAUUUUUAGUUAAUCAAAAACUAUAUUCAUACAUACUAUAUAAUUAUUGAUAUCACGUUUAUAGUUUUAUGAAAAAAUUUGCUUCUCAACUGAGAUUCAUCUGACACACCAUAAGAACAAGCUUGAAUAGUUUCUCUGUAGCAUUACACAUGAGAUGUAUUUGAAUCUUGAGUUGUAAAUCCGAAUGCUUGAAGUUAAAAAAGUUGAGAUGCAGAUUAUUUCUUAGAUUUUUUUUCAGUGUUUCCAGAAUUUUCCUAAAAACUGCACAUUGAUUUCUUGCCAUUCUCUAAUUGUAACUCAUCAAAUACCAAAGACGUGAAGUGUCAUAUGUAUGUUUGUUUAAAUUAAAAAAAGAAAUCUAUCACUCUUAUCUUUCCGCCAAAAUCUUCCAUCAGAGGUUGUGAUAGUCGAGUUUAUUUAGUGCUUUUUUAUUCCACUGAGCUACACUUUAUUUUAAUAACGUUCUCUUUAUCAAGACUCCUUUUCACCACUUUUAUUUGUUAGACCUAAAUAAAAGGGUAUACUCUUCGAGUUUUCAUUGGAAAGCCUUAAAAUGUCAAACUAUAGCAAUACCUUGACAUUUGAACGGGUUGACCAACAAAAUUCGUGUGUUAUGCACAAACUGAAGUGCCUAUAUAUGUGCAAUUUAAAAGUAUAGGGCCUGACUCUUAGACAGGGUUAUAAACAUUUAGGCAAAUCGAACGGUCAGGAAAACAAACCAAAAAUACUAAGGUCCAGCCCCACCAUGUUGUAUAAAUUCAAAUUAGUAAUUUAUCGUAGUACUUACAAGACGUACAGUUCGAUUUGUAUGAACUACAUGAGCAAGUAUACCUGUGUUCUGUCAAAUCGAUAUUUUUAUAUGAGAAAGAACAUACUGUUUUCUUUUACUAUAACUACCUGCUCAUGUAACGUGGGGUUAAAUUCCACUGAAUGUAGAACUUCGUACAGCUAGUUGACAAAAUAUGGUACACUGGCAACACUUGAUACUACCAUACCUGACGCACCAACUAACUGAUAUAGAUUCAACUAAGAGUAGAGCCCUUCCCGAUAUACAGUAAAGUAUGAAGUAACAGUGGUUGCUUUUAUAGAAACGUUGAGAUUCUCAAAAAUCAUGAAAAUGUUAUCUAUCAGUCACAUACUAUUGGAAAAGGACAAUUUUAAAUAAAUGUGACUUUUUUUUUCAUCCCCCAUUUUUGUUCCAAUGCUUACUGGAUAUGAUACUUCUUUUACAUACUCCAAAAUUUAAUGCUGUCUAAACUGUCGUCUAUAGCUUUUCACAGUUCAUCUAUGCACAAAUAAAAUCAUUUAUUUAUAGUGUCUAUAAUAUCGCACAAAAUAUCAAUCAGAUUUUAUUUUUCACUCAUAAUUUCGUGAAAAUUUUUUAUCAGAUUUUUUCUAGGGUUGGUGACUACCAGCUUAAUACUAGCUUUCCCUUAUUUAAUACUUCAAUAAUACCGACCGCAUUGUUACAUUGUUGCCAUCUGUUCUACAUUUGUUGUCAAAAGUCUAACUGUACAAAGUUUAUUGAGGUAUUGAUUUUUCGAUCUCUUGCAAAUGAGAUUCAAGCUAGCUGGGUACUGCCAAUUUGUAAAAAGAUUUAAAUGAAACUUAUGUAUGUCCUAUGUAAAGAGUUUAAAAGUAGGUUAAUAAAAUACCUUAAAACAUGCUGUGUUGAAGCUAACCAAUGAAUGAUGCAUAGCAUAAGGGUAGCCACACUGUGGGGUAGUAGUGAAAAAAAAAAGAUCGUGUUAGGCCCUCUGUCUCUCAGGUGUAGACUUAUUAUUACUGUUAGAUUUAUAAGACUUUACAGGUUUUUAUUCAGUUUUACAUUCCUUUUGAAUAAGCAUUAUAUUUAUUGAUUAAUUUAUUUUUCAAACAAGUUAUUUGUUCUCAUCUCGAUACUCAAAAAGACACACCGAGUCCCGUCAGCGGGUACAUGUCAGAUGUUUUUUGAAAUGUGAUUUGACACCAUAACCUUUAAAACUUUUUAAGGGUGAUUUGUUUCAUAUAUGAUACAGCAUUGUAUUUUUAUGCUAAAAUUGCAUUUAGAGAAAAUUAAAUACGUUUUGUCGUUAGAGGUGAAAUCACAUGAAAUUUACGUUAUCCAACCAAUCAUUAUACAAUCUUUCGAACUUCCAAUUCAUUUUUUCAGUGUGCUUCAAAUUCAGAAAUAAUUAACUCAUGGCAACAUUGCCAAUUCUACUGUACCCUUCUUUUCAACGACAGUUCAAUGCUAUAGUUACAGUGUAAUCAUAGAUUUUAAUAUAGGACUUAAUUUUCUGCAGUACUCAUCAUGUUCACUUUAAGAUUGCUGUUUCAAUUAUGUGCCAAAUAUUCGGACCACGUUUAUGUAUACCAAUACGGUACUGUUAAACAUACCUAAGUAAAUGGAGCGUAUCAUUCUUGAAACAAAAGCUUUUGAAAAGUGUUCCAAUCAUUUGUUGAACGUAAUAACUCGUUUGUGAUAUUUGAAACAUAACCUAUCUGACAUGAGACCAGAAUGACUGGCCAGAGAGUGGGUGUCAGUUUUCGUUAGAUUGGAUCUAUCAAAAAUAAAAUUGCCUUAUAUAUUGACAAGAAGUGUGCUCUCUGUAUAGAAUAUAUAUAUAUAUAAGCUAGGUUUACGAGAAUGGUUUAGAGCCAUAAAAUGGCUGAGAUAGAAUGUAGGGCUAUCAGGUUAUUGAAGUAACCGUUCGAGUAGACAUUUGAUAAGAAUUGUAGUUAAGUACUCAUCUACUUGUCAAACUUUGGUCCUGAAGUGAAAAAAACUGUUAUAUCUAGCAGCUCGUAUGAGGACACCAAACUAGGAUUGCAUCCUAAUAAAUACGUACCAGAGUGGUGACUUAGCUUUGUUUUUAUCUGAAAUAGUAUGGCAGAGUAACACAAAAUUAAAAAAACAUUAUGUAGUCAGGCAGCUAUUGAGAGUUCAAUUUUUAUAUUUAAAGUUCCAUAAAAAUAAUUACACAUAUGCCAAAAAUGCACCCAAGAGUAUUAGCUAGUCAUAUUCCUGACCUUUAACAAGUCUGAUAUAUUUUAGAACCGAAUAUUCUAAGUUUUUAUCUUUGGCAGUCGGUAAAUCUCUUGUCUACUCGAAGGUCGAUUCAGAGAAACAUUGCAUCUAGGUAAUAUUAUAAUACUAAUGCACAGGUUAGUUAGGAUGUUAAAGAGAACACACAUGGUCCAUACGAAAGGUGCUCUUAAUGAAAAAAGUCAGUAAGCGCUUUGUUUUUGAUUUCUGUGCAUCAAUAAGAAUCUCUCAAUACAUUAUCUUGAAUAAUAAACGACGCCAAAAAAUACAUAAGUCGUCCGGAAUUACCAAAAAAUUUGAAUGAAUAUUGGACAGAGAUACUAUAGGCAAACAGACUCUUUCACCAUCUAAUAUGAAAUGCAUUCCAAAUAGUGGUUCUCUUCUCUGUCCAACGUUAUAUAUAUAUGUAUGAAAAGACGGAUUUAGAUGAAAUUAUGAACGUGCCAAAAUUGUUUGCUUAAAAAACUUUUGCUCACAACGAUCCGUAUACAUACACGGGUCGCAUACGCUUACUUGCUGUGUAUAUUAACUUAUAAAUGCAAUAUAUAUGUGUAUAUAUUGGCUGAAUUUGUACAAUUGUUAUAAUUUCAUAGUAUAUAUAAUGUAAAAUACUUAAUAUAGGUUAGUCAAUGUGUUAUUAUAUAUUUAAGAAAAAAAACAUAGUAUUAAAUGAAUCAAAGAAAAUAUAAAUAAAACUUGGCUGGUAAGGUUCAUGAUAUAUCCACAAGUGAAACUUUUCUCCAAACAUCUGGCUUUGGCUUUAUAUUUGAUUGUAGCAUGCAUAGAUUUAUUCUAUUUAGUCGGUUUUGGGUUGAUUAUUAUACAUAAUAUGCUAUACUUGUGUUAACUUUAUUUGCUUUAAAAAUGUUUUGCUUUGCAGUUUCUCAACAAUUAUUUAUAUGGGUUUGAAAAUCGGAUUAGAACUUUCGAUUUCAUAGUACUUUGUUUACAUUUUACUGCCAGAACUGAAAAUUCCAAGAGAAUGCCCGCUUUUAAUACCAAUCGGGUCUAGUCAACACAAAAGGAUUUCUUACUGAUUCCGAUACGAGAUUCUGGAUAUAACUUUUUAUGAAACUUGUAUUCAGAAACUUUUUUCACUAUCACUUUAUGAAAAUUUCUAGCAAAACUGAUGAAAAAUGUCUAUGAUCCGCAUCAUGAUUGUUUUUUAAAUCGCCUCGGCUUAAUCCUCUUCGACAAAGCGGGCAAUCUCGCUUUAUUGAUUUGUGAUAAUUAAUUAUGUUUGUGAUAUGAUAAACACGUAUAAGAUAAUUUUUAAAUAUAUAGAUAUGAUGUUUGCAAAAUUAGUUUCUAUUGUAAAAUGUAAACAAAAAACCUGUUACCAUUACCGAAUAGCAUCACAUGACUUAGAAUUUUUUGUGUUGUAACAAAUGGCCUAACAAGUUCCCUCCUUAAUCUUCUAGUCCAACAUUGCCUGAACAGUUAUUCCAUUCUUAUAGCAUUUUAUUUAUUGUAUAUGUUGAGUUGUUAAAGAUAAAAAAAAGAACAGAAGUGUCAUCAUCUUAGGGCUAUUAGUCAUUUUUUGUUCGUUCGAGAGUGGUUUUUGUUAUUUAAAAAAUAGAAUAUUACUCCAAUUCUUAAUUUGCCUAGUGAUCGUCUAUUUGACUGAGUUGAUUUACCUGUACCUUAUGGUUGUGUUAAUAGAAAUUUAUUUUUCCGUUCACAUAAAAACUGUAUUAGUAUCUAUUGAAUCAUAGUUUUCGGAUAAGGCAAUAUUUAUCAAUGCUUCGAUAUGGAUCCGGCGAGACAUACUGUCAAAGAAACUAAAAAAUUGGUUCUUAUUUCUUUGGCAAUGUCUUGUGCUGAAAUCCAAGCUCUUUUCCUUCAUUAACAGAUCCUAAUAUGUGAUAAUGCUGACAAUUUAUUAAAAAAUAUCGCAUCUAUGCUACCUUUAUAGUUACAUCACUGAGAUUAGUGACAAUGUAUAUCGUACGACUGUUCAAUUAUAAAAACACUAAAUGAGAAGUACAUUGUUUACUGAGAACACAAGGAUUAUGUUAAACACUAAAGGUUCUAACUUGUAAUAAAAGUAUUACAUUGUUGAAAACUAGCUGAAGGUUUUCUCAAUAUGGCAUGUCAACUGUUUUCAAUGUGCAUAUUGAUCAUCAUCGAACGCUUUUUGUAAAGGUUGUAAUAGCCAAGUUAGAACUAGGUGAUGGUUGGAUAAAUGUUAAAAUAUGGACGUCUUCAGUGAAAAAAUGGUACGCAUUGAUGUCAGCUAGGUCUGAUCUGAAUUUAUACGUGUGAAUCUCUGAGAAAUCGAUUAUUGAUCGAUUUUGGGAGGGUUAACUCAGGGGACCAGGCCGCGAAGUCACGGUGAUAUCAAACUUAGACAAAAACUAAGAAAAUCAAAUUGACAUGUACUACACCCUUCAUAUAUACCACAUAAAAAUACAUUUCAAUAAUAUAUUGUAAGAUUUCAAAUGUAUGUUGUAGAAAAACUAUUAAAAAAACUGUAUAAGCUGAAAAAUAUAUAUAAAAAAAUAUACUACCCGACUGCACUGUUCUAUUACAUCUUUAUUCUAAAUUUUAAUAAUAAAUUACGCCUAUAGUCCAAUCAUGUCUACCGAUUUUUACAUAUAAAACACAAACAGUGCAGAUGGGCACCUAGGAUAUAAGUUAGGAUAUGUGCUUUUGAACAACAGAUUGUUGUUUUGCUCUGUACUUGUAACCCAAAUGACCAGUAUGCGUUCAGUAAUAAAGGUUGUCUUAAAUGUAA